Octopus sinensis (East Asian common octopus) is the source of this 1210-nucleotide messenger RNA. Its product is annotated as phosphatidylinositol-glycan biosynthesis class F protein. The record is from RefSeq and is a predicted model, not a curated record. Gene Ontology annotation, biological process: GPI anchor biosynthetic process. NCBI's taxonomy places the organism in Eukaryota, Metazoa, Mollusca, Cephalopoda, Octopoda, Octopodidae. Gene Ontology annotation, cellular component: endoplasmic reticulum membrane. The transcript is spliced from 6 exons. Bases 40 to 705 code for a protein of 221 amino acids.
UAAUAUUGUCAGGGGAGAGUUAUUUCCCCUACUUUCAAAAUGGCUUUCCAGUAUUCGGCUCGGUUAAAUCACUCCAAUAUUCGACCCCUUCAAUCACUUUUAUGGAUAAAUUUGGUUGGCGGAAUUUUAAUUGUUGGACUUUUCGUUAUUCGAACAGAAAUUACACGAAAUGUUAUAGCUGCCAGUGAAAUUGCUUGCCUCCUUGUCGCAUUUCAUUGCAUUCUUUUGUGGUUUGCCCAAUUAGGAAACACCAAAGUUCUUCUCGCAAAACAAUUGAAAGCUUUUAUCAAAGGUGCUACUGUUCUCUUCUUCUCUUGUCUAUUUUACUACUUUAUGGCUGUUUGCUUUGGCGCCCCUCUUUUCACACAUACAAGUGAAACAUUCCACUUUGCCAUGUUACUCUCCUGUUGUACAAUCCUUCCAGUAUUAAUCUCAGUCGGUGCCAACUUCAGUUUAUGGUUAAAAAUAUUCGUUGAGAACAGCCCAGAUGAUGGUUGUGAACAAGUUGCCUUCAUUCUGUUUGUUUGUAGCAUCAUUGGCGCCUGGUUAGGGGCUUUCCCUAUUCCUCUCGACUGGGACAGACCAUGGCAGGUGUGGCCAAUUAGUUGUGAGAUUGGUACCCUAUGUGGUUAUUUGGUUGGAUUGAUUGUUAGUUCAGGAUUAACUUUCCGUAAAACUAAAAAAGCUUACAAGGUGUCGACAUAAAAAAAAAGGAAAGUUUAGUAGUGUGAGGUCUGGUGAGGAGAGAGAGAUUAUUCUGCUAAACCUCUUUGCCCAAUUAACCUGUUGGGCAAAAUCUCAUCAAGGUAAGACCUGACAUUACUUCUGUAGUGAAAAGGAUGCUCCAACUUGCUGGAAGUAAAACUCCACAUCUUCAAAGUCCUCUUGAAUGCUUGGCAUGACAGAUUGUUGCUGUAAGUUCAAGGAAAUGGGACCAGCCAGAGUACUGUCAAAAGAGAACGAUCCAAUUCAUCCUUUUUGAUGAUUAAGCCUUUUAAGCUACACCAUGCUGUGACCCCUGAUAAAUUUACAUGAUGUUCUUCCAUACUAUGCAGAUUCUCAGGUCCUCACUAGCCGUGGUUGUGAUCGUUAAUUUAAUUUAAAUGCAGUCUUAUUUCUUUAUUGCCCACAAGGUGCUAAACACAGAGGGGACAAACAACGACAGACAAAGGGAUUAAGUCGAUUACAUCGACCCCAGUGCAUAACUGGU